Molecule: messenger RNA, 1125 nt
Organism: Sclerotinia trifoliorum
Lineage: Eukaryota; Fungi; Ascomycota; Leotiomycetes; Helotiales; Sclerotiniaceae
Source: the annotation of a GenBank genome assembly
AGCUGCAUUGACAAAAGAUACGCUUCCUGGAGCUCUGCUUGGUCGACUGAAACUAAAAACAAGUGAAUUCAAUCUUAUAACAGCACCAAUUUGGUGGUAAUUCACCAUUUACUAAAAACGAUCCUUUAGGCUCCUUCUUGUAUAGUCCGCACCCUGACGGUUGUCACAAUAAAAGAAUCGGUUUUGACCCUCAACUUGACUUGCUCGACAAAAGAUUUACCAUACGACGAACAAAAACAUGGCAUCAGGAACGACGGAACCCACCUUCUAUCCCUUCCCAAGACUUCCGCUCGAGGUUCGUCGCAAAAUAUGGAGAUCAUCGCUUCCCGGACCUCGAUUAAUCGACAUCUCCCUUAGAGGAGAAAUUUUCAUGAGCAAUGCCACCAUUCCUAUCGGCCUGCAAAUCUGCAAAGAAUCCCGAGAUGAGACUCUGAGAUUUUAUAAGCUUUGCUUCGCCGCACAGCCGUCACAAGCUCGCAUAUACUUCAACGCUGAUCACGAUGCGAUAUACCUCCUUACUCCGCAUUCCAUGAGGUUGUCUACCUACUUCAGCCUUUUUUCCUUGGCCACUGCCACCAUCAAAGAUGAUAUCAAGGUUGUUUUUGUGGGAAAUGGAUGGCAUUGGGAGCAUACAGACAAAGCUUCUCUUAUGCCUUGGCCUGGACCAAAUUGCCGGGUAGUUUUAUUCCGGAAGCGUUGUCAAGCACUGAGUUUCUCAACAUUUCGCCAGGUAGUAGACUUCGUGGCAGGCUGGUACGCGCAAGACACCCCGUCCUUUCAAGUGAUAUUUGGCACUUCCAAAGUCACAGCCGGUUUUUGCUACGACAAGUCGGAGGGUGUAGAAAAUCCCGAUCCUCAUGUCAUUGAGACUAUGGGUCAUGGGUUUGAUGGUGUUGUCAGGCAGUGUAUUGAACAUCUAUUGCUUGAGAAGUGGAAUAUCAAUCCCAUACACACGAGAGUCCGAGGUCAGCCAUUGGAUAGCAAUCCAUUAGCUAGAUGGAUGGCUAUGCAUUGUGUUGAAGGGGAAUCCGCAAGAUAGCUGAGAAAUCAAAUCAAGAUCAACGUCUUGACCUCCUUAGAACGAAUCUAUAUUAAAAAUGGUAGAUAUACCAGUGAGGAAGAAAA